AUGGCGGCCAUCGAGCUCGAGUUGGUGACGUACGACGACGCCAAGGCGUUUGCGGCGGAUGUGCGCCCCUUUCUGGAGCAGGCGCCGGAACGGUAUUCGGGAUUGCUGUCGCUGCUGGAGGAUCUGGAGACGUAUGAUACCCUGCCCAGCACCUGUUUUCUGGGCCUGGCCACGACGGCGAGCGAGGGUAUCGCCGCCAUUGCCUGCCAACUCUCUCUGUGGCAUGGCGUGCAGGUCGUUGCGAACGAACGCUACGGCGAUGACGAGGUGAUUGACAUCUUCAAGAUCAUUAGCGACACCAUGCGUCAAGAGCGCAUGAACAUUGCCAUGGUCUGGGGCACCGAUCGCGACGCCAACCUGUUUGCCCACGCCAUGCAGGAGAGCUCUUGGGCUACCGGCUACCGCAAGUUUCGCAACGUACAUCUCCAUCAACUGGGUGAAGCCGGUAUCCUGACCCCCGAGCACCUGGUACCCGGGAGCAUGGAGCUCGCCACAAUUGACGACGUACAGGAAUUGGCCCGUGACUACCGCCACCUGGCCGCCGAAGUCUUGGGGGCAGCCAGUACCAGCAUGAAGCCAGAGGAAUUUGAGAACAGCCUCAAACACUGGAUCGGCCGCAACAUGGCCUACAAAUACGUCUAUCAUGGCCACACGGUGGCCUUGGUCACCGCCGCCCGCUGCACCGGCAACCUGUGUCAGAUCAAUUGUGUCUUUACCGUACCCUGCUAUCGCAACCGAGGUUUCGGUGCCAUGCUGCUUUACGAAGCCGUCUCCCACCUCACCAUGGAGCGCGACUUUACCAAUGUUCUUGUUCGCUCCACCGAUGACGUCACGAGCCGCUGCUACCUCCAGCUCGGCUUUGAGGUGGUGGCCCUCCUCGCCGGAUACCUGAUCCAGAUCUAA
Molecule: messenger RNA, 903 nt
Organism: Monosiga brevicollis MX1
Lineage: Eukaryota; Choanoflagellata; Craspedida; Salpingoecidae
Exons: 3
Coding region: 1-903 (300 amino acids)
Molecular function (GO): acyltransferase activity, transferring groups other than amino-acyl groups
Source: RefSeq, a predicted model, not a curated record